AUGGAAUUACUUGAAGAGGAGAAUAAGGAAUCAUUCAAGUGGUUGGCUAAUGUACCACCUAGGGAUUUAGUUUUAUGUCGACGAUGUGGGAAGAGUGGGCAUAAUAAGAGAACAUGUACAAUUAUGUUUCUUGAAGUUUCUAAUGCUUCAACUCAAGAGGGUAAUUCUAACGAGCAAGCGUCACAUGUUGCUCAGGGAAGAGGAAGAGGGCAAGCAAUUGUUGGUGAGGGAAUUGCUGGUGUUAAGGGUAAGGGAAGACAACAUGGCACUGUUGGUGAGGGAAAGGGAAACAAAGGAGGGAGGGGAGGAAAACAACCUGCUAGUGAGAGAACAUGA
Ilex paraguariensis (yerba mate) is the source of this 336-nucleotide messenger RNA. The record is from the annotation of a GenBank genome assembly. Lineage: Eukaryota; Viridiplantae; Streptophyta; Magnoliopsida; Aquifoliales; Aquifoliaceae.